Saprolegnia parasitica CBS 223.65 is the source of this 606-nucleotide messenger RNA. Its product is annotated as magnesium-dependent phosphatase-1. NCBI's taxonomy places the organism in Eukaryota, Oomycota, Saprolegniomycetes, Saprolegniales, Saprolegniaceae. The record is from RefSeq and is a predicted model, not a curated record. The transcript is spliced from 2 exons. Gene Ontology annotation, molecular function: acid phosphatase activity. The coding region runs from base 1 to 606 and encodes 201 amino acids.
AUGAGCGAUGGCAGCGAGCCGGCCCCAUGGGCCAAGAUCCCCAAGCUGAUCGUGUUCGACCUCGACUUUACGUUGUGGUACCCCGAGAUGUAUGAGCUUGCUGGCGCGCCCUUCCGCCGCAACAAGGCCGGCGUUGUCACGGCGCGCGACGGCGAAGAAGUCCAUCUCUUCGACCACGUCCACGCUGUCCUUAACGAAAUCGCGACCGCGCCCGCGUUUGCCAGCACCGAGGUCGCUGUGGCCUCGAGCACCACGUAUCCGCACUGGGCGCGCGACUGCAUGGGGCUCAUCCACGUCCGAACCGACGAGGCCAAGAAGCCCAAGGGCAAGAAGCCACCAUCACCGCGCGUGCUCCACAGCUUCAUAGACUACCAAGCCAUUUACCCCAAGAACAAGCAAGUGCACUUCAAGCAGCUCCACGAAGAGUCAGGCGUCGCGUACGAAGACAUGCUCUUCUUCGACAACGAGCAUUACAACAUCGUCAACGUCCAGCGGCUCGGCGUCGUCUGCGCCUACUGCCCCGACGGCCUCACCCUCGCCGUGUGGAAGGAGGGCAUGGAGCGAUUCCAGACCAAGGCCGCGCUCGACGAUACCUCCGACUAUUAG